Lates calcarifer (barramundi perch) is the source of this 8130-nucleotide messenger RNA. RefSeq names its product ATPase family AAA domain containing 2B (gene atad2b). The record is from RefSeq and is a predicted model, not a curated record. NCBI's taxonomy places the organism in Eukaryota, Metazoa, Chordata, Actinopteri, Centropomidae. Gene Ontology annotation, cellular component: nucleus. Gene Ontology annotation, molecular function: ATP binding; ATP hydrolysis activity; chromatin binding. Gene Ontology annotation, biological process: positive regulation of transcription by RNA polymerase II.
CAGACCCACAUCCACUUGAGAGGGAGAGAGGAGGGAAGAGAGAGAUAGACAGGGAGAGAGAGAGAGAGAGAAAUGGCGCCUCGAUGCUGCGCUCACUGAGGCAGUGUUUGGAGCCGGUUAGGGAGAUUCAGUAAGGGCAUACAAAGAGGAAAAAAACAUGGUGAACACAAGGAAAAGCUCACGGCCGGGGAGCGGUCCCUUCAUCUCCUCGAGGACUAGGUCGUCGUCGAGAAACGAGCGAAACUCUGAGGAACAUAAGGAACCCAGUAGUGAUGUGAGCAGUCCCAGCAGCCCUCGGCUGGCUCCACCUUCCAAGCGGACGCGGCGGCAGACAGCCUCUGAGCCCAGCUCCAGUGAUACCUCCCCAUCCCCUCAAACUAAGGGCCAGAGGGUCAGCUGGGACAUUCCCACCUACCGCACCAGGCUGUCCUCUCGCAUAAUGCAAAAUGGGCACGCCCACAUGAGUCACCGGAAUGAGGAGAGUGGAGGUGGAGAUCAUUCUCACAUGAACGGCCACGUGGAGCUGAAGAGGAGUUGCCGGGUGAAGAAGAGCCAAUUUGAACACCUCAAUCAGAGCCUGCUGUUUGACCAGCUGGUCAACAGCACUGCUGAGGCUGUCCUUCAGGAGAUGGACAACAUCAGCAGCAUCCGACAGAACCGUGAGGUGGAGCGACUUCGCAUGUGGACUGGGGACACUGAGGAGGAAAACAUGGACAUGUAUUCCCGGGUGAAGCGCAGGAAAUCUAUGCGCAGGAGCACUUUCAGCAUACCUACACACCACAAAGUCAUGAGCAAAACGGAGCAGGAGGAGGAAGAGGAGGAAGGGACGGAAGAAUCUCACGGUGAGGAAGAAGAAGAGGAUGCAGAAGAUGACGAUGAAGAUGAUGAAGGGGAUGAAGCAGAAGAGGUAGGAGAGGAAAACGACAGACCAUACAACCUGAGGCAGCGCAAGACUGUGCAGAGAUAUGAGGCACCACCCAUUGAGCCUGUGAACCGGAAACAGAGCAACCCCUCACUUUUUGACACCCACAGAUCCCCAGCAAGAAGAAGCCAUAUAAGAGUGAAGAAACAUGCCAUUCACAGCAGCGACACCACCUCGUCUUCUGAUGAAGAGCGGUUCGAGCGGAGAAAAAGCAAGAGCAUGACGAGGGCUAGAAACAGAUGUUUGCCCAUGAACUUGACUGCAGAAGACUUGGCUAGUGGGGUGCUGCGUGAUCGGGUGAAAGUCGGUGCCAGUUUGGCUGAUGUGGAUCCCAUGAACCUUGAUAGUUCGGUGAAAUUUGACAGUGUGGGUGGCCUCAGUAAUCACAUUCAGUCACUGAAAGAGAUGGUAGUGUUCCCUCUGCUUUACCCUGAGAUCUUUGAGAAAUUCAAGAUUCAGCCUCCCAGAGGGUGUUUGUUCUAUGGCCCACCAGGGACAGGAAAGACCCUGGUUGCCCGGGCACUUGCCAACGAGUGUAGCCAGGGAGACAAGAAGGUUUCCUUCUUCAUGAGGAAAGGAGCAGACUGCCUCAGCAAAUGGGUUGGUGAAUCAGAACGGCAGCUGCGCCUGCUCUUUGACCAGGCAUACCUGAUGAGGCCAUCCAUUAUUUUCUUCGAUGAGAUUGAUGGUUUAGCUCCUGUUCGCUCCAGCAGGCAAGACCAGAUACACAGUUCUAUUGUGUCCACUCUGCUGGCCUUGAUGGACGGCUUGGACAGUCGUGGGGAGAUAGUGGUCAUUGGUGCUACAAACAGACUUGACUCUAUCGACCCAGCACUCAGGAGGCCUGGACGCUUUGACCGGGAGUUUCUGUUCAACCUGCCCGACAAGAAGGCCAGAAAGCACAUCUUGGAGAUUCACACACGGGACUGGAAUCCCAAAUUGGCUGAGCCAUUUGUAGAUGAACUUGCAGAAAAAUGUGUCGGCUACUGUGGUGCUGACAUCAAAGCACUUUGCACAGAGGCAGCCUUGGUGGCACUGCGUCGCCGCUACCCCCAGAUCUAUGGCAGCAGCGUCAAACUGAAGCUGGAUGUUACCUCCAUCAUCUUGGGGCCUGGCGACUUCAGCAAGGCAAUGAGGACAAUUGUCCCAGCCUCCCAGAGGGCCCUGGCUCCUUCAGGCCGAGCCCUGUCCCCCACCCUCAGGCCCCUGUUGGCCAGCUCUUUCUCCUUGGUGCUGAAAGCUCUGCUCCGAGUCUUCCCCCAUGCUCAGUGUACUGACAGGGACAACACCCACGGCGGUGACAAUCAACUGCUUGAAGAGGACUUGUACAGCGAUGACGACAAUGAGGAAGGCUCUGCUUCCAUCUAUGAAGUCGAGCCUACUGCAUCCCCAAAGAGUCAGCUCUCUUCUUCUGCAACGCACAGACCCUUCCUCCAUUUUUCCUCCUCUGCCCUCCAACAGCCCACAGCAUACCGGCCUCGUCUGCUGUUGGCUGGGCCCUCGGGUUCAGGACAGAGCUCCCACUUGGCCCCUGCCUUGCUGCACCACCUGGACAAGCUGCCAGUGCACCGCCUGGACUUGCCCACUCUUUACUCCGUCAGUGCUAAGACGCCGGAGGAGUCCUGUGCUCAGGUUUUCCGUGAGGCCUGCCGGAGCAUGCCCAGUGUGGUGUUCAUGCCGCAUAUCUCAGAGUGGUGGGAGACAGUAGGUGACACUGUGAAGAGCACCUUCCUCACCCUGCUGCAGGAUGUGCCCUCUUUCAGCCCUGUCCUUAUCCUUGCCACUGCUGAGAUUCACUACUCACAGCUGUCAGAGGAGGUGAGAAGUAUUUUCCAGAGGACCUACGGGGAGGUAGUAACGCUGUGCCCUCCAGGAGAAGAGGACAGGAGGAACUUCUUCUCUGACCUGCUGCUGGUCCAAGCGGCCAGGGCUCCACCACGCCUCAGGAAUACAGAGAGGUGUGAAGAAGUACUGUCAGUGGCAGAGGAUCCAGGCCCCAGAGUCCUGUCAGCAGAGGAACAGCGCCGCCUGGUUGAACAGGAGGAGAACACAUUACGGGAGCUCAGGCUCUUUCUCAGGGACGUGACCAAGCGCCUGGCCACUGACAAACGUUUUAAUAUCUUCAGCAAGCCAGUAGACAUUGAGGAGGUGUCAGACUACCUUGAAGUGAUUCGCCAGCCCAUGGACCUGUCCACCGUCAUGACCAAGAUUGACACCCACAAGUACCUGACAGCGAAAGACUUCCUGGUGGAUAUUGACCUCAUCUGCAGUAAUGCUUUAGAAUACAAUCCUGACAAGGACCCUGGAGACAAGGUUAUCAGGCACCGAGCAUGCAGUUUAAAGGACACAGCCCAUGCUAUAUUUGCUGCUGAGCUGGACCCCGAAUUCGACCGCAUGUGUGAGGAGAUCAAGGAGGCGCGCAGGAAGAGGGACUUCCAGACGCCAGCUCAGCUGACGGCAGCUCCGGGCACUGUGGCAACCAGAAAGCACCACACUGCAGGAGAGGAGCAGGCGAGGAGCAGCACUCAGGGUGAGGCCACUGACAAACAGUGCACCACUAAUCAUAUAAAGCGGAAGAUUCGUCGGCGGCCAUCUUGGGGGCGGGGCAUCAUCCGUAAGAAGAAGAACUAUAAGAAAGGAACAGAAGAGGAGGAGGAUGAGCCAGAGGCAGAGGUGGAAGCUGCAGGGCCCAGUGACUCAUGUUUGACGCAGGAUGAGGAAUCAUCUUGCGAUACCACGGGUCCCCAACCCAAUGGCCAUCCCCAUGCCCCCUCUACAGAGGAGGAGAGCUCCAACGAGCCUCCUGUUGUGGCCCCUGCUGAACCUCCAGAUGUCAGUGGAGCCAGAGAGGAGCCAACACCUAAGGAGGAGGAGUCCACAGCCAAAGAGGCAGAGUCUGAGAACACAGAGAAACACACUGAGCUGCAUUUCCUUGGUGGCAGUUCUCAUCCCAAGGCAGCAGAUGGGGAUACCCAGGCCAAGCAGGCUGACUUCCAGCCUUUGAUUGAAACGUCCGAGUCCUCAGAUGCUGAGGCCCACCCCAAGCACACAGAGGGUCUCCUACUAUCACAAGUGGACUGUGUGAAUGGAAACGAGUCAAUGGACAGUCUGGACUCGCAGAGCCUCAAGAGGAGCAGUGAGGCAGAGAAAAGGACUCCUCAGAGCAUGGCCGAAGGCUCUAACAAGCCAGAACAGGAAGAGCACAAAGACAAACAUGAGAGCCAUCCAACUCAGGAGCACCCUCCCCAGGAUGGGAGGGCAGUAACAGAAAGUGCUGAGGAAGAUCAAGACAGAGAAGGGGUUUCCAAAGUGAGGAAAUGCAAAGGGAGCCCGUCAGAGCAGUUGAAAGGAUCUGUUGAAAGGACAGAGGAAGAGCCACAACCAGUCCCUCCACAUCCUCCAGUAGUGGUUGACCACCAGCAACUUUUGGUGCUACUGGAUAUGGUGGUGAAGAAGAGUGAGGGCUACAGCGUGGAGCAACUGGAGAGACUGUACUCCCUUCUCAGCCAGUGUAUCUACCAGUACCGCAGAGAGUACGACAAAACCCAGCUACUGGAGGAGAUGGAGGAGAGAAUCCAGCAUUUUGAUACAUUCCUGUGAGACGGAGAAAAUUUAUCAGGUAGAUCCUGAACAGCCUGGGACCACAAAGACACAUACAAACUGAGAGAAAGAGUGAAGGAGCUUCUGAGUCCAGCCCUCAACACAAAAACACACAUACACACACACACACACACACAAGGAAAAUCCAGCGCCCUCCUCUUGCUGGGAGGGAGCACGAGGACGAGGUUGAGGACAGAGACAUUCAAUGGUGCUAUCGUCUCAGGAACCUGGCCGGAUCCAGACCCAUUCUACACAACCAAACCCCUGAAGGUGUGUCAGUCACACACACGCACACACACCAAUGGUGACGGGCAACCCUGGUGCUACUCGGGUGCUAUCUUUUAUCCAUGCUGCUCUUGGGAUUACUUCUUAACUUGGACGACUAGCAAAACCAACAGAUCGGGUGAUGUCAUAUCGCAACCCGGCCGCCUCCCUCCGGAGCAGGCCGUGCAUGCGUGCGCACACACACACACACACACACACACACACACACACACACACACACACACACACACACACACACACACACACACCAGAGAUAUACAAACACAUGCAUACAACACAUGCAUACACACACACAUACACACACACACUCAGAUCCUCACCAGCAGAAGUGUGAAUGCAGAGUGCCGCUAGAAGGGGGCAGAUAAUGUUCUGAAUCACUGAACUACAUUGCUGAGCCCAUCUUGCCCUCGAGUGCAACGCUUCAUCGUAGGCCAGUUAUUACCACACUAUUAUGCGGCUCAUUUUUUCAGCCAUUUUAGCUACUUGAUUAGUUCAAUAUCUGAGCCACCGUCGAAGAUACUCACCCAGAACUAGAGUUUACAAAGAAGUUUUAGUGCGAACACAAACUCGAUGAGGUUAGCACAGCAGGACUAGAACCGAUUAUGUCCUCGUCAUUACUGCAGCCAUCAGGUGUGGUGUUUGUCUCAGAGUUAUUGGCGAACGGGCGUAGCCUGUAGAUCAGCUGUAAAACCACCUCACUCGAAACAUUCUCUCACAGACCACCUCUGUCGUUCACAGUCUUAGCAGAUUGUCAUGUCCUAAAUAGUUUGUGCUCGCUGCAUCCCUCCUCUUCACUUCAUUCACAGUAUGAAUGUUUUCCUUCCCGAUCAAGCUGUGCCCGCCAGUUGAUUUUCCCAUCGACACCCCGGCUGAGAAACUGGAAGCAGUACAAAUUGGAAUACGUCUGUAGUUUUGCACUGCCUAGCGUGUGCCUUAUUUGAAACCUCAUAUGAAACUGAUAUAUUUAGCAAGAUUUUUUAAUUUACUUCUUGUGACAAUGAACAGGCCCCAAGUUGGGGUGGGUCUUAACCACUGAGGUCACAGUGACCUUGAAGCAAAAAAUUCUGUAUAUCUCAAUGCCAUUAGGUCGAUUAACAACAUAUCUUGACUCUACAUGUCUAUGUAGUUUUAACUUCAACCUCGGCUUAUUAAAAAUUAAAUGAAGGCAUUUGAAAACCUGAGGAAUACAUUAUACUCACUUCUGUGGCUGUGUCAGUGUCUGGCCGUAUACGUCUGAAGCACUUGAAAUGUUGUUACGAUAUUUAAAUGUAUUCAAGCCCUUUUUUUACCCCAGACUAGUCGGGGGGAGGUCAGUCUCCACCUGAGCAGACAGCAGGUGUAACAAGAGGUCGACAACACCAGCUUUUCUUCAGUUUUUCAUAUGCAAAGGAAAAAAAGGAAAAAAAGCAACAAAAAAGCUAAUGAUGUGAGUCAAAUGAUCGUGCCAAGUGUUAUCCCACUCCUUCAAAAGGUGCUGACAUGAUGGUGCCUGUUCACAGGAAUUCUGUUUUAACUAUGAAAAUGUUCUCUUAGAUGGUCAUACAACCUAUGUAUUAUGUUGUGUAUUUGAUAAUUAUUUUUUACUUUUAUAUAAGAUGCUUUGCUUGAGUUGAUUGUUUUUUGCAUGGGUUGUGAAUCCACAAUGAACAAGGCCAUUCUAGGCAGUGCCCGUCACUAAGGUGUAUAAAGCAUUACAUGAUUUAGUUUUUUAUGUUUUUGUCCUUUCACGUGUGUGUACCGACUUUAUGGAUUUAUUUCAUUCUGUUUUCUCAACACCAGACAAGAGAAGCUGGAUUCUCAUCUGUGGCCAACACAGUAUAUGUUUUCUGACUGCAGUAAAUUAAGGUAUUUACUGAGGCUUUAUAAGGUUUUCUAUGGCAUUGUUCAUGUUUUUAGAGAUGCCGUAUUUCGAGCAGGUGUAGGCUGGAGAAGGCCCCUUCUUUCUCUCAAAGCACUCUUCUUGUCCAAUCCUCCAAACCUCUUGGUGCAACUCUGACCCCAGCUCACCUCUGCCUUUUCUCAGAUUCUAGGUGACAAGCAGCAAAAGACCAUAUGCAAACUGGCAAUGACAGGUUAGCACUUGGACUACUGCAGAGAGAAAAAAAACCAACGCUACCUCAGCUUAAUUUAUUUUAAUGCGAAAACUGUUUACUGGGUACAUAAACAGUAUUUUCUCCCCCCAAAAUACUGUUGUGACAUCUACAGUACCAUCUUAGGUACCAGAUCAGUGCAACCACAGCUGCUGCAGUAAUCCAAGAGUUGUUUAUAUCUCUCUGAUUGUUAUGUAUGUUUGCAUUUGAGCCAGAUGAUGAUUGCAGAAAUUUUAAGGAUAUUUCAUGGACUGUAUAUUUUAUGCUUUAGUUUCAGGUUCUUUUAAUUUCUACUGUACCUUGACACUGAGGAAGCAUCCUAGAUCUGCUCCUCUUUCAUAUUAUCACCCCCAUACCCUCCUUAGAUGCUAGAGAGAGGAAUUUUUUAUGCCUCUUUACACAUCCUUUGCCUUUUUUCCCCCCUAAAUUCUGUUUUAUUUUGCAGAUUUUCAUCUCAUGAUUCUGAUUAUUUAUUAUUAAAACAUUUUUACACCUAAUAUUCAGUAAAUUGUCUUUUUGUACUUUUGAAAUUUAACAAAUGGGGAAGCAUCACAUGUCCAUUUUAACAAUUUUUGUUGAAUUGCGUAGCGUUUGUGUAGCAGAUUUAUUUGGCGUGUACGGGGGGAAUAAAGGGUUUACAGGUCUCUCAGGUUCAACACGCAACAACAUGCCCUUUCGACUUUCCUAUUUAUUUCAUUGUUCUGGUGUUUUCUUGUUAAAAGUGGUUACAGACUGUGGCAUACUGGAAGAGACUAACAUUAGGACAGAACUCUUAUUUAAAAAUGUAGUGUCUGUGUAGUUCAUACCAGGAGGAGAAACAGGACCAGAUUAACUUUCUUAUAUCAUUGUUUUCUUUUCUGCCAAAAGAUUUAAAAACCACAUCGGGAAAUAAAAUAUGGGUAGUUUAAAUGUCAUACAUUGUGAUCUUCCUUUCUUGUUAUAAAUUGUAGCCAGUUUGGACUAACAACCAAUUUUUGUCUGGUAGUGGAGACUACUUAGUCCAGUAUGCAGAAGGAGAAAGGGUUUGUUCUAUCCUGAAUUACUUUGUUCUUCCCUAUUUUUUCACAGUUAAUUUAGUUGAGACUUUCAUAGCUUUGUCAACUCUGUUCUUUUGUGUAUUUAACACACUUGUUCGCAAUUGUUACUUUAGUGUAAGUUAUAUUUGAAAUGAAACAUUUACUGUAUUUCUCAAAUAAACUGCUGUGAUAUACUUGAAUAAAGGUGCAAACUGUA